This is a messenger RNA of Meira miltonrushii, 1597 nucleotides long. RefSeq names its product ENTH-domain-containing protein. Gene Ontology annotation, biological process: endocytosis; Golgi to endosome transport. Gene Ontology annotation, cellular component: endosome; clathrin vesicle coat; plasma membrane. Bases 97 to 1479 code for a protein of 460 amino acids. Gene Ontology annotation, molecular function: phospholipid binding; clathrin binding. The record is from RefSeq and is a predicted model, not a curated record. NCBI's taxonomy places the organism in Eukaryota, Fungi, Basidiomycota, Exobasidiomycetes, Exobasidiales, Brachybasidiaceae. The transcript has a single exon.
UCACUGGCCUGCAAUUCUUAGCAAGGUUUCUUACGUUCAACCACCACCCCAGACAUACAAGUAAUUUACUCCGCCAUUCCAUAUCAAUCGACCAUCAUGGAUUUCGAAGAUAUCGGCAACAAGCUUGCCAAUUUGACGAUGUACGAUGUCAAACAAUUCUAUACAGCAGCCAAGAACUAUGCUUUGAAUGUUUCAGAAAUCGAAGCCAAGGUAAACGAAGCAACAAAUGAUGAUGCUUGGGGAGCAUCAUCUACUCUAAUGCAAGAGAUCGCAUCAGCAACGAACAAUUUUCAAGAUUUCAAUGAAAUCAUGCCUGCAAUCUAUCGUAACUUCAUGGAACGUGAAGCGAGAGAAUGGAGACAGAUCUAUAAAGCACUUCAAUUGCUCGAAUAUAUUAUCAAGCAUGGAUCAGAACGUGUGGUAGAUGAUGCUCGAUCACACCUUGGUACAAUUAAGAUUUUGCGCAACUUUCACUACAUAGACGAUGCUGGUAAAGAUCAAGGAAUCAACGUUCGUAAUCGUGCAAAAGAGAUUGCUGAGCUUUUAUCUGACGUUGAAAGAAUUCGUCUAGAAAGACGUAAGGCAAGACAAAAUAAGAGCAAGUAUCAAGGUGCUGGUAAUUCAGACUUUGUCCCAGGAAGUGGAACGGGAAGAUAUGGUGGCUUUGGAAGUGAUUCCUUCUACUCAGGAGGUGGUGGUGGGGGCUCAGGGGCUUACGGCGGUGGAAGUAGUAGCGCCGCUCGGGGCAGCGAUGAUUACGGUCGACGUAGCACGCAAAGGGACAGCUUUGAAGCGUAUGAUGCAGGAGAUGACGAAUACGCUGCUUCGAGUGCCACCAGACCUUCUGGUCGCUCUGGUAGAUCGGGCGGUCGUAGUGGAGCCGCACCCGCACCUGUCAAAAAGGAAGAAAAGGUGGCCGAUCUCUUCAGCUUUGAUGAUGAUGAACCUGAUCAAGCACCUGUUAUUUCAACUUCUGCCGCCGCAAGUGUAAGCAAGCCAAGUACAUCAGGUGAUGGCUUUGAUGACUUUGAUGAUUUCCAAGCUGCUCCUUCAGCGCCUGCACCUGCAAAGCAGACCAAACCUGUAUCGAGUGGUUCCAACGUAUUUGACUUUUUAGGAGAUGAUGCAGGUAGCUCGGCUCCAGUUGCUGCACCAAAAGUCAACGCUUCCUUUACAAGCCCUUCUGCAGGAGCACCAUUACAGCCACAAAGGACGAUUUCAUCUUCCAGUGUAUCAACAACUUCAAAGCCAGCCGGUAACGGAUCCUCGACAGGAAAGACGAACGCAUCGAUCAACUUUGAUGAUUUAUGGGCAACAUCUUCCGGCAAAUCGAAUGCAAGCGGUAAUACGACUGCAGGUAAAGGUAAAAUGACAAUGGCAGAGAUGGCAGCACAAAAGAGUCAAAGUGCUGUUUGGGGUAAUUCAACACCAAACAAUAACGCUGGAAAGGCAAAAGAUCCAUUUGACUUCCUCUCAUGAGCCGUUUUUAUCUUUGUAAUCGUUCUUGCGCAGUCAAUGAUUUUCUGCUUGAAUGUGGAAAUUAACGCUGCUGCAAAUUGCAAUUUAUCAGUAUACAUGAGAUGUAGAAUGGUACACA